Geodia barretti is the source of this 774-nucleotide messenger RNA. Lineage: Eukaryota; Metazoa; Porifera; Demospongiae; Tetractinellida; Geodiidae. The record is from the annotation of a GenBank genome assembly.
AUGUCGAAUCUCCCAUGGACGACCUCCAAAAUCUGGUCGGUGGGAGUUGACCCGUAUGACAGCGACACGGUGUUUGUGGGCACGCGCCCCAACGCGUUCCGCUCCCGCGACGGCGGCAAGAGUUGGGAAGAGCUGGACCUGGGCGUAAGGAUGCCCUGUCCCAUCGGCACGCCGCGCACGACCAACAUCAUCGUUGACCCUCGGGACACCCGCACCGUGUGGGCCGGCAUCGAGGUUGACGGCGUGUACCGCAGCCUGGACGGUGGCGACAACUGGACGCGCCUGCCCGACCUGGGCCCCGACCCGUUCCACGGCGACAUCCACGGCAUGGCCCUCAAACCAGGCCCAGAGUCCGCCAUCUACUGCACCACGCCCUUUGGCAUCUCCACCAGCAGCGACGAGGGAGAGAGCUGGGAGCUGCACGAGUUCCCACGCUUCCACGCCGAAGACCAGCGUUCCUACUGCCGCGGCAUGGUAAUCAAGCCCGACAACCCCAACGUGAUGUUCGUUGGCAACGGCGAUACCAUCCCCGGCGUAACCGGCACCAUCCGCCGCACUCGCGACGCUGGCGCCUCCUGGGACGCUCCAGAACUGUCGACGACGCCCAACUCGGUGGUGUACUGGUUUGCCGCCAGCAAUCACGUCCAGGAUGUCAUGGUCGCCGCCAGCAUCUACGGCUACGUGUACGUCAGCUCCGACGGGGGCGAUAGCUGGGACAAGCUGCAGAAGGAGUUUGGCGAAAUCCGUUCGCUGGCUCUGACGCCCAACAACUAG